CACGUUGACGAUUUCGCCGUCAGAGUUAGAGGAAACCGGACAGCGUGGUUUACCGUCAUUGUUUAGCAUUAAGAUUUAACUGACAGCGCUUCACUCUCAGUCAGUAUAACUAGUUAAAAAAUAAUAAAAUGUCAGGACAGUCGUCGUUGUUACUGCGUAAACAACUAGCAGAGCUCAACAAGAACCCAGUGGAAGGCUUCUCUGCUGGUCUUGUCGAUGACGAUGACAUAUAUCAGUGGGAGGUGGUUGUCAUGGGACCUCAGGACACAUUGUUUGAAGGAGGAGUGUUUAAAGCCAGUUUAACUUUUCCCCGGGACUAUCCUUUGAGGCCUCCUAAGAUGAAGUUUGUCACAGAAAUCUGGCAUCCAAAUGUGGCAAAAAAUGGUGAUGUCUGUAUCUCCAUUCUUCAUGAACCUGGAGAAGACAAAUAUGGCUAUGAGAAGCCGGAGGAGCGCUGGCUGCCAAUCCAUACAGUGGAGACCAUAAUGAUCAGUGUGAUAUCCAUGUUGGCGGACCCCAACGGAGACUCACCUGCCAAUGUAGAUGCAGCAAAAGAAUGGAGAGAAGACCGUAAUGGAGUUUUCAAGAAGAAAGUGGCCCGAUGUGUGCGGAGAAGUCAGGAAAUGGCAUUUGAUUAAGACGUUGGCUCGGCUUUCGGUGCGGUUGGAAAAGUGGAGAACUUUGACAGUCAGCUCGGGGAUCAUGGGACACAAUUUACACAUUUAAAAAAAAAAACCUCAAAGGAAGAGAAAGUUCGUAACCCAUAAAUGCUCAGGUAGCAUGUGCAGCGUUUUGAUCCGAGUUGUCACACGUUGUUUUGUUUUUUUUUCUAGUAUUGUUGUUAUUUAAGUUUAGUUGGAGUGACAAAAGGUGCCAUUUAAGAGGGCAACACCUUUUCACAUAUUAUUAUGAAAAUGAGUUUCUAUGAAGACACUUUAGAGUAAGGAAUUGUUCAUUCUGAAAAACAAAAAUACAUAAAUUCCACCACAGUUACCUUGGAAUGAACCUAUUUAUUAAACCUGAGCCUAUUUUAAUGUGUGUUUAAUCUGUCCUGUCCUUUCCUUUUAUUUUCAACCUGUCGCACUGAGCCAAAUCCGUCUUUGUUUAACAAUCUAUGAUGCGUUCAAGGUGUUGUGAUACUGUGAUACUGUAACAGGUCAAGAUGGAGACACUGGCUUUUCUCACUGCCUUAACUCCAAGGAAGUAGUGCAGGCAGAAGUAUAGUAUCAUUGAAACUAACCAAAGAACACACAAACAAAUACUUAUUUUUGUAAUGCACACAACAUUUUUACUUUUGUAAAUAAAAAUGCUGUCCUGGCUUUUGCAUGGGAACGUAAGAUCUUUGUCCAAAGGAGAGAGGACAGCAACCAUGGAUUGAGUUCUUACCUGUUAUUUGCAGACCUAGUAUUGUUAUUGUAGAUGAGGAGCUGGGAAUGUGUGCGGUUUGAUAUUUGAUUUUUCAUUGUCAUAAUAAAGCCCAAGGUGGAAAAUAA
Molecule: messenger RNA, 1493 nt
Organism: Cynoglossus semilaevis (tongue sole)
Lineage: Eukaryota; Metazoa; Chordata; Actinopteri; Pleuronectiformes; Cynoglossidae
Gene: ube2g1b
Product: ubiquitin-conjugating enzyme E2G 1b (UBC7 homolog, yeast)
Exons: 6
Coding region: 129-638 (169 amino acids)
Source: RefSeq, a predicted model, not a curated record